AUGACCGACCUCCCACUUGACAUUUUCACUUUUUAUCAACUCCGAUUGUUCCUUAUAGCCAUAAGUGUACACUGGAUAAAAACUUUACUUCCUGUUGAAAUUGCCGAGCUUAUAUUUCUACUUUAUGACCUUACGGAAGAAUUACGGCUUCCAAAAACACAACAAAGCCUACCGCUUCUUCAAAAAUCUUUACCAAUACGACCAAAAACCAAUGCCGCAACUGGACAACAUUUACCGAGAAAUCAAAAAGUUUUCCGCCAUUACAACUAUCAAACCCAAGCCACUACUUACUUCUACCGUGCUAACGAGCAAUUAGUUGGGCAAGUUAGAAAGCCUUUUUCAGAUAAAAAGCAUUUUCGCUUAGGCACUCGCUCCCUCAAUCCUUUAUCUUUACUAAACCUCGCCACUAAACACCAUAAAAAAGAAGCUUAUCUUUUCAAAAAACCAAAAAAACCAGCAGUUCAGUCUGAUUUUCAGGAAUUCUUAAUUAUCCGCUUACUCUUAAUGUGCAAAUCGGCUGAAUUUACCCAUAUUCCCUUGGAGCAAGACCAAGUUCCCAAAGAAACUGGUCAAUGUGCUGGCACUAUUUACACUCACUUCACCACCAAACCAGUCUUGCGUUUCACUUUUCAACCAGAACAAGCUACUGUCGUGCGGUCUUUUAUCGCUAAACUAGACACUUACGCCCUAGAAUAUGACAUGACCGAGAGUAAAGAUUUUACUGCUUACCCCAUCACCCACGACCACCAGCACCAAACCACUCAACAACUAGACGGUCUUUGUGGUUGUGAAAUCCGGGCUCGCAAUCAAUACUUAAAUAACUGA
This is a messenger RNA of Entrophospora sp. SA101, 825 nucleotides long. NCBI's taxonomy places the organism in Eukaryota, Fungi, Glomeromycota, Glomeromycetes, Entrophosporales, Entrophosporaceae. The record is from the annotation of a GenBank genome assembly.